CACACUUUCCGGAGUCCAGCAGAAGACAAGGUAAAGAGGGAUGGAGGCACCCAGAGGAGGGAUCUGCUGGCAAUCCCCAGCUCAGUCCCUGCAUGAGUUUCACGGAGCUGAUUGAUCACCAUGAAGUUCUUUGCCCUGUUUUUCGCAGCAGCGCUGCUGGGAGGCUCCUUGGCCAACCCUGUCGUCCCAGAAGAGGCAAAAUCCAAGUGGGAAGAGGGCGUGGAAGUCUUCUGGGACUAUGUGACCAGGGUGGGGAAUGCCGCUGAUGACGUCACCGCUCAGAUCAAGAGCUCACAGCUCAGCAAGGAACUGGAUGGCUUAAUCACAGACACCAUGGCAGAGGUGGAUCAGUACACUGACGACCUACGAGCGAAGAUCGGCCCCUAUGCCCAGGACGUGCAGCAACGCCUGACGACCGAAGUGUCGUCCCUGUCAGAAAAACUGCGCACCGACAUGGAGGAGACCAAGGGCAAGCUGGUCCAGUACACCAACGAUGCGCGCCUGAUGAUCGACCACAACCUGGACGUGUUGCGCUCCCAGGUUGGCCUGUACAUGCGCAAGCUGAAGAAACGCGUCACCAAGGACACCGAGGAGCUGCGGCGCAAGUUCUCCGACUACGCCCAGGAGGUGCGGGCCAACACCGACGAAAAAGUGGACGCCGUGCGCCAGAGCCUAGAGCCCUACCUCUCGAGCAUCCGCGAGAAGGGGCAGCAGCGUUUCCAGGCCCUGCAGCAGGCUAUGGGGGAGCAAGGGAGGAUGGCCCAAGAACAACUCAGUGCCCGAGCCCAGGAGCUCCACAGCCACCUCCGGGAGAAAGCAGAGGAAGUCAAGGGCUCCAUUGACCAGGCCACGGAAAGGGUACGUGAGUGGUUUGCCCCCUUCCUGGAGGACGUCUCUUCUCAGUUCCAGGCCCUGGUGGAGAAGUUCAAGGAGCUGCAGUCGUAAGGCGUGGCCUGCACUCCCUUGGGGAUAACAUCACUGCCUUUGGUUUCCUGGGAAACCAAGAUGGCCGCAAGACCUGCACUGCUCAUCCCCCAUCUCCCUCCAAGUCUACUUGGCCAGAAUGCCGCCAUUUUGGCCUGUUAACAUUCCGCACCCUUUCUGCUGGUGACCACCUUCUCGGCCCUGCAUUAGUAACUGUUGCAUCCAUGAACCACUGACAAGAAAGGCCUUAAUAAGUUUGCUGCACUCCCCAGUUUAACACCUUAUGCCCAAGACACGUGUGUCGUUCCUUUUUGCCGUGAUUUCUCGGCUUUAUCGAUGCCUUCCGUUUGGAUCUGUAACUGAAUAAAAUGUGCUUCACAGA
Molecule: messenger RNA, 1306 nt
Organism: Hemicordylus capensis (graceful crag lizard)
Lineage: Eukaryota; Metazoa; Chordata; Lepidosauria; Squamata; Cordylidae
Gene: APOE
Product: apolipoprotein E
Exons: 4
Coding region: 121-945 (274 amino acids)
Biological process (GO): regulation of amyloid-beta clearance; cholesterol catabolic process; positive regulation of nitric-oxide synthase activity
Cellular component (GO): intermediate-density lipoprotein particle; extracellular region
Molecular function (GO): lipid binding
Source: RefSeq, a predicted model, not a curated record